Molecule: messenger RNA, 402 nt
Organism: Lathyrus sativus (Indian pea)
Lineage: Eukaryota; Viridiplantae; Streptophyta; Magnoliopsida; Fabales; Fabaceae
Source: the annotation of a GenBank genome assembly
AUGGACGCGUCACAGUCACACAGCAACAACCCUAAUCUGAAUCCGAAUCCGCUGGCUUCAUCGGUGCCGAUUUGGCCGACGAUCGACGGCUCACUAGGUCUGUCGGAGGAAGAAUCGGUCAAGUACGCUAGAAGAUUCUACAAAUUCGGUUUCGCACUUCUUCCUCUUCUUUGGGCCGUCAAUUGCUUCUACUUCUGGCCCGUUAUUCGACACUCCCACUCCUUCCCUCGCAUUCGCCCAUAUGUUGUUGGGUCUGCAGUUGGGUUUACUCUUUUCUCGGCGGUUCUUUGUUCUUGGGCUCUUACAUUUUCCAUUGGAGGGGAACGCCUCUUUGGCCCUGUGUGGGAUCAGUUGGUUAUGUACAAUCUUGCUGAUAGGUUAGGCUUAGUGGGCUGGAGCUAG